Molecule: messenger RNA, 3025 nt
Organism: Ylistrum balloti
Lineage: Eukaryota; Metazoa; Mollusca; Bivalvia; Pectinida; Pectinidae
Product: leucine-rich repeat-containing protein 70-like
Exons: 2
Coding region: 102-2144 (680 amino acids)
Cellular component (GO): extracellular matrix
Molecular function (GO): protein binding
Source: RefSeq, a predicted model, not a curated record
UGUCAUCUGAAGUGAACAAUAUAAUACAUUGAAAGGAGACCAGUUUCACCUGUACACCAACUUGGAUUUAUAACCAGACAAGUUCUCAGUAAAUAACCAACAUGCUCACCAACAUAAUGAGUCUGCUUGUCUUGAUGUGUGUCGUGUCCGUGCUAGGCAGCACAAUGCCUUGUCCUAGUGACCAAUGUCGUUGUGAGAAAGGAACACGCGCUAGAGGGCGUAUCAUCAACUGUCGCGCGAGAGGCUUGUCCCAGAUCCCUCGAUUUGAACCUUCCGACGAAAUGUUUUACGAACUCACGCUUGCAAAUACAGUGGGGUGUUCCGAGUGUAACAAUAUCACGGUCAUUCCUCCGGGAGCCUUCGGCGGGCUGAAGUUCAAGAUCCUGGAUCUAAGCGGUAACAAGAUUAGACAUGUGUCUUCGGAGGCUUUUUCAAGUCUUGUGCCAAUGCUGUCUGAAAUUUCUAUAGAGGGCGACGGCCGGUACCCACCGCCUUAUCAAGAGCUGUCCGUUUUGACCAAUCUUAAGACGCUCACUCUACAAAACUUUAACCAGCUGUAUAUGAACCGAGAAAACACAGAUCUUCAAAAUUUGUUAAAUUUGGAGGAACUUCAUCUUAAAAACAUGGAAAUAUCGCAUAUUUCUGAAAAUGUUUUCCAAAACCGUUUACCAAAACUUAAACAUCUUCAGCUGGCAUUCCUUCCCUUGGUAACCUUACCUGCUUUCAGUUUACGUCACCUGACAAAACUAGAAGUAUUCCGUGCUAUAAGUGUGGGUAUAACAGAAAUCCCCUACAAGGCAUUUUCCGGGUUUGUAAACCUUAAAGAAUUAGAUCUUUCCCACAACGAAAUAAAAAGUAUGGUACCUGGAUGUUUCGAUGGCAUAGAAGAGUCUUUGGAAUACCUCGGACUUCAUCUGAAUAAAUUGAAUGAGAAAAACGUCGGACCUUUGGCAGCUGCGGGAUGGACCAAUUUGAGACAAUUGAAUCUCGGUCACAAUAAAAUGACAAGUGUGCCCGUCGGACUAUUUUUUAACAUGAACGCACUUGAAUAUCUUAACCUGGAUUCGAACCAGAUCGCCUCGUUGAAACCCAGUACGUUUCAGGGCUUGCAGUCUCUUGAUUACAUGGACCUUUCCUACAACAAACUGUCUUCGCUGUCUAACGGUGCGUUCCUUCACACUCCGAAACUGACACAGCUCGAUAUUAGGGGGGAGGACACGCCCAUUUUCAAUCUUUCACGACAAGGUAUUCAGGGACUCGAGAACACGCUCAAAGACCUUAUACUAACAGACACCGUUGUUUACGAGCAAGAAAUGUGGCGGGCUGUCUCUGGGCUUAGUCGCCUUCAAGACUUAAAGUUGGGCGGAACAAAGAUCACCGCAAUUCCAGAUUAUCAGUUCAUCAACAACCGGAACAUGGUCACCUUAAUGCUCGACAGAAAUAGCAUCACUGAGUUGUCACAGAAAACAUUCCACGGUUUGGCUGGAACAUUGAAGACCAUGAAUCUCCAAGGUAAUGCCAUCCAAACUAUAAGCAAAUGUGUGUUAACAUCUUUAACAAACCUCGAAAUGCUUUAUCUUGGCAAAAAUCCUCUGAAAUGUGACUGUAACACUGUAUCCCUCAAGGACUGGAUUAUAUCUAGGAUAAGUAAAAAUUUCAUAUUUCAGUAUAUGGUAGACGCGGUGUGUCGAUCACCAUCCACAAUCCAUGGUCGUGAUCUGUGGACACUUGAUAACGACCAGCUGACAUGUGACACGGAACAGGUGAUCUCUAAGUGCGAAACGUUACCGGACGUAAUAACAACGACGGAGAUGCCGAUGACCAGAGUUUCCCCUAGUGUAGACACUGAUGUAAACUCUCUCUUCAGUUUCACACGACUCGUUGAAACUCAAAGCACGGUCGAAAUUGACUGGUCUUUUCUAGAUGAUAGAAUGGUUUCUGGAUCCAAACUAGAGCACCAGCUUCUUGGACAGACUUCUGAAAACACGGUUAUUGAUUUGUCGCCAUCGUUGAAAAACUACGUCAUUUCCGGUUUACGUCCGGAUUCGAACUACUUGGUUUGCCUAAGUGUUGUGCCAAGAAGCAUGCGGUUACCUUCAUUAGGGCCCAGAAAAGUUUGUGUCGCUGUCAAAACACUUCCAUGAAUAUUUUAACGAAUUCAAAACCUGUACACUGUACUCAUUCCUUUUGUCAACAUCGCAGUCAUAUUGUUUGUGUUUUAAUCAUGAUUGGGGCCAAAUUGGAAAUAAUGAUGGGUACAAUGUUGUUUUAUUAUAAUCGAAUCUCUAUCUCGUCUGCCAAUGAACGAACACCUUUUUAUGGCGUGAGUAAUGUAAAUUAGUAUAUAGAAAGUUCAAUGAAAAGUACUAUUUAAGAUGAUGUGAUGUUUUUACAUUUUUUACUACAUGACCAAAGGAUCGCCAAGUACGACAGAUUAUGAAUGGUACAAGGGAGAUAACUCGUCAAUUCUCUUAUAGAUAAAGAAAUACAUUCCAUACAACGAAUGUCGGAUUUCGCCAUGAUUACGUGUUUGUAUACGAUAUUUAUGAAAUGUAUUUCAUGCCGAUUUAUGAGGACCUUUACAAGUAACUGUUUUCCAUAUCUGUGAAAUCCAUUUGAGAUUUUUUUUUUGUUUGUACAAAGUGUGUAUAUGUUUGAUAAAUGAUAUCAUGUUUUGUUGUUUUACAUCGCGACCUGUUGCGAGGUGCUUUUAGCAUUUCUAAAUUGCCUUUUUCUUAAUCGUACACAUAUACGUAUGAUACAGAUUUCAUAAUAGGAAGUAAUCUUCGAUAUUACACAUAAAGAAGUAUGACUCAUUGAUAUAUUAAGAAAUUAUCGUUUAUGGCUUGUGGUAUAUAUUGCAAUAUUAAUUGGUCGCCACCUUGUGCUCUAGUCGUUCAUGCAUUUGUGAAAUCAGUUAUGUAUAGAUAUGAUAUUGAUAUUAUUUGUGUAUAAUAUUUUUUAUUUUGUUAUGAAAUUUAAACUUUGUUUUCAAUAAAAUAAGCAAAAGUGCUGUUAACGUUAA